Salvelinus sp. IW2-2015 is the source of this 1488-nucleotide messenger RNA. The record is from RefSeq and is a predicted model, not a curated record. Lineage: Eukaryota; Metazoa; Chordata; Actinopteri; Salmoniformes; Salmonidae.
AAACACCAUGACCAUGAACCACACAACCAGCAGCAGCUAGGAAACACAUGCUCCAAAACCACCACCAUCAGACUGAUCAACACAGUGACAGACCCCAAACACACCCACGCCUCUAAUUCUAACUCUCAAGCUGAGUGAAGGGGUAGAAUGUGACUUCUUUUUCAGCUAACAUACAGGAAUUAUUUUAUAGAACAGCAGCCUUCAUCAAAAGGAAGUCUCUGCUCUUUCUUCUCUGUGUGUUUUGGAUAGUCAACUGCUAGCCAUCAGUGACUGUGAAAGACAAGGACAUACAGCCAGAGGAAACAGCCAACGCCUUAAAGAGAUGUCUGGUGGUCACAUCUCCUGCCUCUCCAAACAGGGAAUACUACUUCUCCUACUCUCCAACCUCCACUAUGGUGUGGGUGUUCCUCUGAUCAUCAACAAGAGAGUGGGGGACUCCGUGGAGCUGCUGGCAGGCUUAGAGAAUGGACAUUUGAAAUCCUUGGUGUGGAAGUAUAUGGGAAAGGAUAUUGCAGAAUUCAACUCAGAAGUUAUAUAUUCACCUGGAUCCCAGUUUGAGGGGAGACUAAAGAUGAACACCAAAAUCUUCAGUUUAACAGUCAGAGAACUGACACUGCAAGACUCAGGGGAUUUUCUACUUACAGGYGAAGGGGACAAAGGUCAGAUUGACAGUAARACCAUCACUCUGAAGGUCCACGAGYCUAUAUCCAAGGUGGCGAUCCAGACAGACAUCAAGCUAUUGGCCAACCACUCCUGUACGAUACGGCUGGUGUGCAACGUGUCCUGCUACCCCAACAUUACCUACACCUGGGAGAGAGACAAUGAGAUCUACGGGGACGCCCAGCAGAUUGACUUCUCUCUCUCACCAGCAGAGAGAAACAUCAGUGUAAAGUGCAACGCCUCCAACCUGGUCAGUUGGAAAACUGCCUCUGCAACAGUAAAGUGUAGUAAUGACACAACCACCCCAGAAUAUGUAACAGGACUGCUGUGGUAUACCAUCUACAUCGGAGUAUCAGGGGGAGGCGCUGUGUUGCUGAUCCUCACUGUAGCUGUGGCAGUGUGCUACUGCAGGGGCCAAAGUAACACAGCAGAUCUAACUGACGCAAUAUAUGCUGAUGUUAUGGACAACACAAGAAGUAGAGAUACMAGAUCAAACAGUCAGGUAAACACAAUAUCCAUCUAUGAAACUGUCAAUGAUCUGGUUAUCCCAGAUUGAACAAGGUAAGACAUAAAUGGUCAUAAUGGUAAAAUGUCUGUGAUUGAAUGGAAUAGUAUGUAGUCUACUUUGAGAAUAGUCUAUACCUUUCUUGAUGCUGAAACAGUUUCUUCUUGGUUGUCUGUCACAUGUAGCCACAGACUCUGUAUGACAAGACCACAUUUGGAGGCCCAGAAGACACCCUGGAGGAUGUGGUCAUAAGCUGGGCCUUUCAUAGAUAUAAAGCCCUCCGCAUCUUGCAUCAUAACACGUGUAUAUUCUUGUAGAUUUGC